UCGAUUGUGAUGUUUAUAAUGCGCCCUCCUACCAAUACAUAAGUAAAGCUAUGUGAACCAGCGAGACUUGACGCGUAGCUAUUUAAAUAGCGUAGGGCUGUUUUAAUUACAACAUUCAGCAACAAGGAUAAGCUUAAGCCCCCACUUGUUACUGUUUGGGACGGUCACCGGGAUGUUUCCGCUAGACUCGCCAUGGAACAUCUCUUUUGCCGGUUGUGGCUUCCUCGGUAUCUACCAUGUCGGUGUGGCCAGCUGUCUGCACGAGCACGCUCCUUUUCUGGUGCAAAACGCCAGGCACAUAUAUGGAGCAUCAGCUGGAGCUCUCACCGCCACUUCUUUGGUCACGGGAGUUUGUCUUGGAGAUACUGGUGCAGGUAUCAUUGAGGUUGCUAAAGAGGCAAGAAAGAGAUUCCUUGGACCCAUGCACCCUUCAUUUAACCUGGUGAAAAUUAUGCGCCUCCUGCUGCAGCGCACUCUGCCGGAUGAUUGCCAUGAGCGGGCCAGCGGGCGGUUAGGAAUCUCUCUCACCCGAGUGACAGAUGGAGAAAAUGUCCUGGUGUCUCACUUCAACAACAAGGAAGAGCUGAUACAGGCAUGUGUCUGUAGUGCUUUCAUCCCAGUUUAUUGUGGCCUUAUUCCCCCUACACUGCAAGGAGUGCGAUAUGUCGAUGGAGGAAUCUCGGAUAACCUGCCUCAGUAUGAGCUGAAAAACACCAUCACUGUGUCCCCAUUCUGUGGAGAGAGUGACAUCUGCCCCCGAGACACUUCAACCAACCUACAUGAGCUGCGAUUCACUAACACAAGCAUUCAGUUCACACUCACCAACCUCUACAGAGUCUCCAGAGCUCUUUUCCCUCCAGACCCAAUGAUUUUGAAGGCCAUGUGUAAACAGGGAUAUAAAGAUGCUCUGCACUUUUUAAAGAGGAAUGGAUUGCUUAAUUUCAACGGCCCUCUCAGAGACAGACCCCUACUAGUUAAUGGAGAAGAAAAUGAGGAUUGUAAUGAUGACGAGGAGAAGAACAAUAACCAUGAUAAAAAGGAGGAAAAGCCACAUUUAGAAGAAAGAGCAGAGAUGGUUCACACCAGUUCCUCAGCAGAGGACCAUAUCAUCAUACAACUUCCACUCCCCCUGCACAGAGCUCUCAUUGAGGCCUGCGUGGAGAGGAGGAGCCUGAUGCGGUCGCUAAGCAACCUGCUUCCUGUCAGGAUGGCCUCAGCCAUGAUGGUCCCCUACACUCUCCCUCUGGAGUCUGCUGUAUCCUUGAUUGUCAGACUGCUGGAGUGGCUACCAGAUGUGCAGGAAGAUGUGGGAUGGAUUCAAGAGCAGUUAUUAAAAGUCCUGCAGCGUGUUUGUCGUCAGACCUCUAGAAGCAUUUUCCGACAAGUAUCUGCCAGGUUUUUCUGUCAGCUGGAGCUACACCACUCCCAGUCCCUCCCAUCCAGGUUCAGCUCCACCAGCCUGUUUCCCACUUGGGCGAAUGGGAGCAGUUCUGCAGUCCAGGAUGUGAUCAAGCGUCUCGACCAGUAUAAGAGACAGCUGUUGUCUGGAGUUCUGUGUGUCAACAUGAACCUGCAAGGCUCCUUCAAAACUGGACUGAUGUCACCAAGUCAGAGCUCUUCAUCCAUCAUGUCCACAGAGGGCCUCACAAUGCGCAUAGAUUGUCUUAAUCGUCCACCUGCUGCCGACUCUGGAGACACCAUGGGCGGCUCCUAGAAGCUUUUGAAGGGUGUUUGUGCUGCAGGUGCUGCUGCAGCUCUGAAUUUCAGACAUAACUUAUUCUACAUCAGGAACAUUUUAAUAUCUGUUUACACCCUGACAUUUGGAUAUUAUAAGCUACCAAGAAGGUAUAUGUAAUCUAAAGAUCUAUUUUGUAUAGCAGAUGGAAAUGGUAGUAAUUUACCAUGUUACCAUUAGUACAUGUUCAUUUUUCACUAAUGAAUGACAAUGAAUUAAAUCUUUAGCUAUAAUAUAAUCAAGCAGGCAGACAUAGUAUGACUGUCUACAGAAAAGCAUUUAAACAUACAUGAACAAACUUGAAUUAUAUGAUGCUUCAGAGAAAAAUGUGCACUUGAAGUAGACGUGAAAAUAGGAAGUGUUUAUGCUUUUAGUGGAAACCACUAAAUAAGCAGUGUUCUGCUGCAUCACCUGAUGGAACUUUGUUACAGGUAGUUACUCCACUUAUUUGAUCAAUUGUCAUUGCAAUAUUGUCAAAAAAAUUUAUUUAUCUAAAAAUACAAAACGAAAAAUACAAAAUGUUUCUAAUAUUUUGAUGAACUUGCAUGAAAGUUAGUUAGAAAAUCUUUUAGGUUUAAUAAUGUCUUUAAAAUCAUUUGAACAAUAAUUGGGGUGUUGCCUUACAAUUUUUUUUUUUUUACUGCAUGUACAAUAAAU
This is a messenger RNA of Monopterus albus (swamp eel), 2392 nucleotides long. RefSeq names its product patatin-like phospholipase domain containing 2 (gene pnpla2). The transcript has 10 exons. Bases 173 to 1714 code for a protein of 513 amino acids. Gene Ontology annotation, molecular function: triacylglycerol lipase activity. Gene Ontology annotation, cellular component: lipid droplet; cytoplasm; membrane. Gene Ontology annotation, biological process: lipid homeostasis; triglyceride catabolic process; positive regulation of triglyceride catabolic process. NCBI's taxonomy places the organism in Eukaryota, Metazoa, Chordata, Actinopteri, Synbranchiformes, Synbranchidae. The record is from RefSeq and is a predicted model, not a curated record.